This is a messenger RNA of Ostertagia ostertagi, 1470 nucleotides long. The record is from the annotation of a GenBank genome assembly. NCBI's taxonomy places the organism in Eukaryota, Metazoa, Nematoda, Chromadorea, Rhabditida, Trichostrongylidae.
AUGGCUUCUGAUGCAAUUCACCUUGUGGUAUCAAGGUUGUCUGACACCCACAAAGCUGUCAGCGAUCACUUAAAAAAAGUUGAUCCACUGUGGCUGGUUAUUGGAGCAGUGGGAGGAACUGUCGUCUAUUUGAAGAUCAGCCGUCUUUACAGACGAAGUGAGGAACCUCUAGUAAAACGACUAGCAGCCUACGCUUUUUCUCAAUUUCGUCGCCUACCGACAGUUAGGGCACGAAUCGAGAAGGAAUUAGCAGGAGCCAAGAAAGAAAUUCUGGAGACUAUACACAAAGACGACACUGAUAGAAUCUUCUUAUCCGAGAUACCGGCUAAUGGCUUGUCCACGGAUGCAGUGGUUAAUCUAGCUGAUAGAUACGAUUCUUAUGGCAAAUUCGAUAUUGCUGAGGGCGAGUUUCGGAUUUAUGCCAAAUAUGCUUACUCUAAUCCUCUUCACCCGGAUAUUUUUCCUGGAGCACGGAAAAUGGAAGCGGAAACCAUCCGCAUGGUUCUCAAUCUGUAUAACGCACCAUCUGAGAGCUCUGGUAGUCUAACAACUGGUGGUACAGAGUCCAUCAUCAUGGCCUGCAUAGCCUACAGAAACAGAGCUAUGCAAAUGGGAGUGGAGAGCCCUGUGAUCGUUUGUUCUGUAACUGCCCACGCUGCUUUCGAUAAGGCUGCCUUCAUAUGUGGUAUGCGCAUUCGUCAUAUUCCAGUGGAUGAAAACAAUCGAGUCAAUUUGAGCAAAAUGGAAAACGCAAUAGAUUCCGACCUGGGAAAGAAGUACAACAUUCCGGUUCACGUCGAUGCGUGUCUGGGAGGAUUUCUUAUCCCAUUCAUGGAUGAGUGCGGUUUUGACAUCCCAGUUUUUGAUUUCCGCAAUGAAGUAUGGUUGUACACCAAAGGGCAGCUCUAUAGUAAUGUAUCGAUCAAAGGAGUUGCUUCAUUACCAGUACUUCUCUGUUCCAGAAUGGACUGGUGGUAUUUAUGCCACCCGACCAUCUGUGGAAGUCGAGCGGGUGCUAAUUCGGCUGCAGCUUGGGCCACUCUUUUGUCGUUCGGAAAGAAGGAGUAUCGCAGAAGAUGUCAUGAGAUUGUCUCUCACACGAGGAAAAUAGCUGCAGGCCUGCAUGGUUCUCCUGACGUGUCCGUUGUUGCAUUUAAAAGUUCUGUAUUCAACAUCUAUGCAGUGAGUGACAAAAUGAAUAAACGAGGGUGGAACCUAAAUACGUUGCAGAAUCCGAACGCCAUUCAUAUCUGUCUCACCUAUAAUCACGCCAGCCAAGAAGUGGUGGAUGCUUUCUUGAGAGAUCUCAAAGAAGUAGCUGAUGAAGUAAGCAGAAGUAGUGACAAAGGGAACAAAAGUAGUACGGCUGCUCUCUACGGUAUGGCUGCUCAAAUUCCCGACAAGUCCUUGGUAGAUGAAAUGACGUACGAGUUCCUGGACGCGUGCUACGCAAAACCACCUCUCCAUUGA